Molecule: messenger RNA, 1290 nt
Organism: Linum trigynum
Lineage: Eukaryota; Viridiplantae; Streptophyta; Magnoliopsida; Malpighiales; Linaceae
Source: the annotation of a GenBank genome assembly
CAAGGUCUGUGGGAGCUUUAAAUAAGGCCGAGAGAGAGAGAUGGAGGACUGACUCGGCGCGAUAAGGUUAGCUCGGUUCUCACCUUGAUCGAUGUUGUAGCUCAGGAUAGCUGCCCCGGGUAGAAAGGAGAGGAUGCGAAUUGAUGAGCUCUCUCGAACGCAUGUUCUAGGUAUGAAAUAGCAUAGUCUCGACGGCAGCCUUGAACCGACGCUAGCCCGCGGAGCUAAAGCCCGUUUAACCGCCCUCUUUUAGGGAAUAGGUUCUUCCUUUCUCUAUUAGAUAGGAUAGGGAAGGAAGACCCAACAAUCGUAGACUUGAAAGUGAGUGAAUACCCGGUUUAGACCAUCGGGGAGGAAAGCAGCAGCCAACGAGAAUAGAAGCGGCUCGCUUCCGGCUUGGCUUGUAGUCGUAGUCUUUUAGUUUUCACUAGUAGGAUGCUUUCUAUCAUUAAAAUGAUCCUUUCCUAAAGCAAUUAAUUAAUCUCUCAGUUGGUUAGCUAGUGUAUUUGGACUUAUUUCUUUCCGUUCGAAAAGACUUCAAUGCUAUCAGAAGCAACGUCAUUCAAAUCUCCAAUCACCGCCCAAGGAAUGGUAUUCUCCUCUGCGAAGUGCCUCAAACUGUGCCAUAGCUGGUCCCUCACAGCAAUACGAUGGCUAGCCUGUGGGGAACUACUGCUCGGUUGGGGAGAAGGGAAAGGCUUGGGCCUACCUAUCGCGAUAGGACCUUAUAAAGGAACGAGAGCUGUUGAGAAGUUCCAUAUUGCCGAGCCGAAGGGCAGCACUUAUGUACGUGCUCGUAAGCCGGUAAACCAAUCUAUAACUCUUUCCAGGUCUACCGAACCAGCUCUGAGGAAGCAAUUUGUUAAGAGGUCGUGCGACAUGAAGACAUUGAUAGCAAUAUGGGGGAAGUUCCCAUCAGGCAACAACGGCUUUCCUCUGCUCUUACUCCCGCACUCGGGAAAAGAGGAGCUACUAACACUGACUACUCUCUGCUAUCUUGCAUCAGGAGGUCUGGAAGACAAGCCCAAUAAAAGAAGACCAAAAGUGCCUCCUGCUUGACUCUAAUCUCGCACCUUAAACUAAACUGUGUUUUCGUCCCAAAUACUUGCACCAGGUGGUGGCAUUAUGGGUUGUUGGGAGAGUUGACAGUCCCUGGGUAGGGUGGUUGUCGAGACAAAAUCUCCUUUCCGACGGUGCUUCUUUUACGGUCGGUCGAGCUACUUCGUUCCUCUCCCUAUCGGUCGAGCUACUUCGUGUCGGAUUAGCCGAAAAUAAAAGUUUAUCUGCAAA